Notolabrus celidotus (New Zealand spotty) is the source of this 4512-nucleotide messenger RNA. Its product is annotated as anoctamin-4-like. Gene Ontology annotation, biological process: chloride transmembrane transport. Gene Ontology annotation, molecular function: protein dimerization activity; chloride channel activity. Gene Ontology annotation, cellular component: plasma membrane. NCBI's taxonomy places the organism in Eukaryota, Metazoa, Chordata, Actinopteri, Labriformes, Labridae. The record is from RefSeq and is a predicted model, not a curated record.
CAGCCGCACCACGAGUCAAGGGAGGCUGACACGGGGCGGAGGUGAGCUCGUGUUGGAGACUGGCUUGAAAAAUCAACGCUCGAAUGAAACUAUAGUGGGUGGAGUUACGAUGAUGUAGGUAGAGGACAAGUAUCCUUCGUCCGCCGAAACCAUGCGUCAUGAUAGCUGUGACCGCCGCGGGUAAAGAGGAUGCUCGAGCAUGAGGGCGCAGCAGACAUGCGACUGGUCCGUCGGAUGAACACAGGCAUGAAGAUCCAAGCGGGGGGCGAGCACAUGGGCUGCAGUAGGGUGGGAGAGGGUCAGGAGAGCCAGGUCAUCUGUCUCCAAUGUCAGGACGAGGGAGUGCGAGUCUGUCCGGGUAGUCCGUUAAGUCCUCGCCGCGCCAUCGCGACGCGCCUCUCCUCUGGAUCUGCAGACCGUGAGCCCAGCAGCAGCAGCUACAAUGUCUCAUCAGGAACUUUCUACAGCUGCGUCAGUAAGAUCACCAUCGGAUUUGACCUCGGGGGUCAAGUGGCCAUUGGGUUCGCCCACUGGAAGAGUCCUUUCCCAGGUAGUAGCCAGAACCUUCCGAGUCCAGAUUGCGUUCACUCUGAGGUCUCUGCAGUCCCGCCCAUCAGCGAGCACUUGGAGCCGGUGUCCUGCCCAGCCUCGCUGUCCAUCAGCCCGCUGCCCACCUUCAGUGCCAGCCAGGAGACACUUUGUGACAGCAGCACCAGUGUGAGUUUAUCUCUACAUGGGUUUGAGCCCCCACCGCAGACCCCCUACCGACGCAGAGUCCCGCUGCAGCCCUCAGGCUACCAGGCAGCGGACAGACCCCUGGCCUUCUCCUCCUGUGAGAGGGAGGAAGACACCAUGGAGGACUCCUCAGCUGAAGCUCCGGACUCCAGCACUCAAGACGAUGUGCCUCCCCUCGCUGUAAAGGAUGUUAAUGUGCUGCUUGAGAGAGUGAGGUCAGAGGGCACGAGCAGCCCAUCUAGAGACGAUGACGACUCCACCCUGCUGAACCCGGGAACUCACAGCAGCAUCCUCGACGAAAACACAAAGUCUGAAUCUGGCCUUCCAGAGGCGAGGAGUAAGUUGAGUGGCCUUUGCUUCACUGAUGGAAAGAGACGUAUCGACUAUAUCCUGGUUUACAGGAAGUCCAGCUCCCUGUCAGAGAAGAGGGAGGUGUUUGAGCGAAACAUCCGUGCAGAGGGCUUACACAUGGAGAAGGAGGCCUCAGUCACAAACAGUGAUGUGAUUUUUCUGAAGCUUCACGCACCGUGGGAUGUUCUUUGUCGCUACGCAGAGCUAAUGAACAUCCGCAUGCCUUUUAGGAGGAAAUUUUUUUACAUGAACCGGCGGCACAAGUUCAUGAGCAGGAUGGAGAAGCGCAUCAACAAAUUUCGUGGCUGGCUCCCCCGCAAGCUGAAGUUCGACAGCGACACUCUGCCUGACCUGGAGGAGAACGAGAGCUUUACUGCCCCUUUCAGCCGAUCGCGGAUACACCAUUUCAUCAUCCACAACAAAGACAUUUUCAGCAACGCCACCAGGAGCCGCAUUGUCCACCACAUCCUCCAGCGGGUCAAAUAUGAGGAGGGUAAAAAUAAGAUGGGUCUUAAUCGUCUUUUAAGCAAUAAUUCAUAUGAGGCAGCUUUCCCACUUCAUGAGGGGAGAUACCACAGCAAAAACUCCAUCAGGACACACGGAGCAGAGAACCACCGUCACCUGCUGUAUGAGUGUUGGGCCUGGUGGGGGGUUUGGUACAAAUACCAACCGCUGGACCUCAUCAGGAGGUAUUUUGGGGAGAAGAUUGGUCUUUACUUUGCCUGGCUCGGUUGGUACACAGGGAUGCUGUUUCCUGCAGCUCUGGUCGGCCUCUUCGUAUUCCUGUAUGGUAUCUUCACUCUGGAGCACUGCCAGGUCAGGUAACAAAUCUGCCAGGCCACUGACAUCUUCAUGUGCCCCAUCUGUGACCAGUACUGCCUCCUGAAGCUGUCAGACAGCUGCAUCUAUGCCAAGGUCACGCAUCUCUUUGACAAUGGGGCGACUGUUUUCUUUGCUGUCUUCAUGGCUGUUUGGGCAACAGUCUUCCUGGAGUUCUGGAAGAGACGCAGAGCUGUCCUCGCAUAUGACUGGGACCUGAUCGACUGGGAGGAAGAGGAGGAAGAAGUUCGGCCCCAAUUUGAGGCCAAAUACUAAAAGGAGAGGAUGAAUCCCAUAUCUGGGAAGCCUGAGCCUCACCAGGACUUCACUGACAAAUACAGCCGCCUCAUCGUCUCAGCGUCUGGGAUCUUUUUCAUGAUCUUGGUGGUGAUAGCCGCUGUGUUUGGCAUCGUCAUUUACCGGGUGAUCACCGUCAGUACCUUUGCAGCCUUUGGCUGGGCUCUCAUCAGGAAUAACUCUCAGGUGGCAACAACAGGAACAGCAGUCUGCAUCAACUUCUGUGUCAUCAUGCUCCUCAACAUGCUCUAUGAGAAAGUUGCUCUUCUUCUCACUAACUUGGAACAACCCAGAACAGAGUCAGAGUGGGAGAACAGCUUCACCCUCAAGAUGUUCCUGUUUCAGUUUGUCAACCUCAACAGCUCAACCUUCUACAUUGCCUUCUUUCUGGGAAGAUUUACAGGCCGGCCUGGUGCAUAUAUUCGCCUCAUCAACCGCUGGAAGCUGGAAGAAUGUCACCCCAGCGGUUGCCUCAUUGACCUCUGUCUGCAGAUGGGGAUCAUUAUGGUGCUAAAACAGACCUGGAACAACUUCAUGGAGCUCGGCUACCCGCUGAUCCAGAACUGGUGGACUCGGCGGAGGCUGAGGAGGGAGCACGGACCGAACGCCAAGGCCAGCUUCCCGCAGUGGGAGAGAGAUUACAACCUACAGCCAAUGAAUGCCUACGGACUCUUUGAUGAAUACUUAGAAAUGAUUCUACAGUUUGGCUUCACCACCAUCUUUGUGGCAGCAUUCCCUCUGGCACCUCUCUUAGCACUGCUCAACAACAUUAUCGAGAUCCGUUUAGACGCCUACAAGUUUGUCACACAGUGGAGACGACCUCUGCCUUCCCAAGCCAAAGACAUCGGGAUCUGGUAUGGUAUCCUGGAGGGCAUCGGUAUCUUGUCUGUCAUCACCAACGCCUUUGUCAUCGCUGUUACCUCAGAUUUCAUCCCUCGCCUUGUUUAUGCCUACAAAUACGGGCCCUGUGCUGGUCAGGGCCGAGCAGGAGAGGGGUGUAUGAUGGGCUAUCUCAACGCCAGUCUCUCUGUUUUUCGCGUGUCUGACUUUGAGAAAAGAUCUCAACCCAGGACUACUGGCUCAGAGCUGUUUGGAGAAACUGUCAAGUAUUGCAGGUAUCGUGACUACAGGGAGCCUCCAGUCUCAGACGAUCCAUACUCUUACACUUUACAGUUCUGGCACGUCCUGGCAGCACGACUAGCAUUCAUCAUCGUGUUCGAGCAUAUGGUCUUUGCCAUCAAAACCCUCAUAGCGUACUUGAUCCCUGACCUUCCCAAGGACCUGCGGGACCGAAUGCGCAGAGAGAAAUACCUGAUCCAGGAAAUGAUGUACGAGGCUGAGCUGGAGAGACUGCAGAAGGAGAAAAACGAGAAGAAGAAGAAAGACAGGGCCCAUCACAAGGAGUGGCCCUGAACACAUCAGCAGACACUUGGCUGGUGUUUGAUUUUUGAUCUGCUGUGGAGGAGAGAGAUGAGUGCUGAGUUUCCUGCAUGAUUCUGGACCCUCUCUCUAUGUCAGACCAGCACCUCCUGAUGGACAAGUGAUGAACUGCACCCAGCAGGGCCACAUGGUAACCUCUGUUCCUGUCAUGUUUCUUCACACAUAUGGAUGACUCCUUGAACAACUGGCCGUGGGUUUUGCUACUUUUUUUUUUUCCUCCACAUACUUCGGAUCCUCAGCAGAGUACGUCUUCAGAUCCUGAAUGUAGACUUCAAGCAAAACUCUACUUUUACAGACUUCUUGUCUUAACUGAGAGAAACAUCUCUCCAAAGCUUACUGAAUGACAAACACAGUUUACAUUUUGUUUUACUGUAAAUACAAAAUAUCAGGAUAUUUGCUUCGCUAAAGUGUAGUGCAGUAAAAACAUGAGAAUGUAGUAACCUCAAACUUAAGGUGGGAUUACUGGAAGCUGGACUGAAUUUGUUGAUGUUUUGCUGUGAGCUAAACUGUGUUGCGUGAUGGAUAGCAGGGAGAUACUGAGAGUGUGCAUCUCCGUCUAACUUUAUUUGGAUGUACAAGUUUCAGAUGAAGAUACAGGGUAAAGAAUGAAAAGUGGAAAUAGUUUGACGGGGAUUGAGGUUUCAGAAUAAAGUGUACAUGAAGCAGCUGCUGCCCAGCAAUCCCACCAAUAAAGAAAACAAGAUCUACAUACAGCAUAUGGGUUUGUCCAGAUAUUGAUGCAAUCCCACCAGUAAAAGUUAAAUAAACAUCUACUCUGCCCACGCUGUGACAGUGCUUAGAAACGCUUUUCAUUUGAAAUAGGAGGAAUCAAUGCAGUAAUAAACAUUAUUUAUUCUAAAGAAAUUUCAA